AUGCAUCAACUUCCUGGCAAUACUUGGCUUAUCGCUGUCAUGUUUUCUCCUCCUGACGCCUUAUCUCGUACAAUGCGCUACAGUCUUGAUUUGAUUAAGGCCCUAAGUCAAGGGCCACCACGUUUCAAUCUCCUGGCCACUAAAAAUCACAACGCCGAGGGUAUAGUCACUACCAGUCAUGCUACAAUCUCUGGAUGCCACAUCAAGACUCGCCUAUUGGCUGACCUAUUUGCGUGUCAACGCCGUAGAUUGGCUUUGAUUCGCUUUAUGAUUUCCACAUGUCUCCCACGACUUGGGGAGCUGGCACCCUGUCGUGGUGUUGGCUUUGAUGUCAGCACAAAUCUAGAUUCGACUGAGGUUGGAGGUGUAACUGCAGGAGGCGCUACUGCUGCGCCCUCUUCCUCCUCUGGUGUCAGCGAGGAGGAUGUAGAAGGUUCUGGUGGUGGUAAUAUACCCAUGCAUUCUGUUGAAAGAACUGAUGAACUUGCCGGGGAUGCUUUGCUGCUAGCCGUUUUUAACAACCUCGUUCUUCAGGCGGACGUUGCAAUGCUCCAACUCAAACAGAUAGCGGCAAGUGUAGAUAACGAUAUCGAAAAAGCUGCUUUUGGGGGACAUUUUGAUAAGGGUCAACGUGACGCGGAGCCUGGAGAUGACCUGUUGGCCCUUGCCUUUACCGGUCGCCUACCAGCACCUAGUCAGAUGCCGCAUGCCGACAGUCCUAAAGGACUUUAUUACUUUGAGUCUCUUCUCCUCGAUCGGGUCCUUCGUCAGCUGGCCAUCCUGGAAGCCGGCCAAUUUGCUGGCUGCGCCGAUGAGCGCCUUAUGGCCGUUUGCAUUAGCGCUGCCAGCGGUACCGGUGCCAGCUUCGGGCAGAAUGCCAGUCACACUAUUGGACUUCUUGCUGAGAUGUUAUGUCUUCUGCAGCCUAUGGUUAGCCAUCUAGUGCCUUUAUUUUCUCACAGUAUAUUUUUACCGCACGAUUGCGGAACUCAUUUACCUUUUCCGUAUACGAACGUAUAUGCUAUUCUGUUUAUUAUCAUUAUUAGUCAGUUAUCUAAUUAA
Messenger RNA from Protopolystoma xenopodis, 1062 nucleotides. Lineage: Eukaryota; Metazoa; Platyhelminthes; Monogenea; Polystomatidea; Polystomatidae. The record is from the annotation of a GenBank genome assembly.